GGCUCAAGUUCGGACAGCGGACAGUCUGAGCAGCUCGCGCGCUUGUUGUGCAUGCCGCGUGCGGAUGGAAGUGUAACCCCGCGAUGGUUGGGGACGAUACCAAGUCUGGGUAGCCUCCUUGGGAUCGUGGAGCAGGAGGAGAUCACCGAGAGUGCGGAGAAGGAUGAGCAGACUGCGCGAUUUGCUGUGGGUGAAUACGUCGAGUAUCACAGUGCAUCUGCAGGAUCUUGGAUUCCUGCAAAGAUUGUUGUGGUUCGCGAUGACGGCUUGUAUGAUCUUGACUGCAAACAGGAGGUGCCACCGACAAAAGUUCGGCCGGCAACUUUCACAAAGCCAGAUUUCGAGGUUGGUGCAAGCGUUGAGUACUUGAGCGACACCCAGGGGGUAUGGAUACCCGCCAGGGUGAAGAUGUAUAAUGCCAUGGCCGGUACCUACGACCUCGAUUGCAAGCAACAUGUGCCUCCACGCAGGAUCCGGCUGCCAGCCGUCAGCACUCGCCCACCGAGCCCGGAGGAGAAGCAGGAAGUAAGCGAUUCGAAAGAGGGCGGACUGGGAGAAACGGAAGAGGAGCUUGGGCCCCGGGUCUCCCACACCAGCACAUGUCCCGUCGAGCACUUACUGCCUCAACAGGAUGGGCCCAUCCAGCUUAUCAAAGUCUCCCGUCAUGGAACUUCUUGGCACUUUGAGUUGUGCCCGGAAGCGGUGAAGGUGCUCGAGGCCUGUGGUCAGGAGCAGCUCGCCGUAUGUACAGUCUGCGGUCCCUACCGCACAGGAAAGAGCUAUUUGCUGAACCUUCUCCUCGCACGCGGCCGACAGGGCAAUAGCCAGUUCCGUGUCGGCUCCACAACACGAGCCUGUACAGACGGCUUGUGGAUGUGGGGUUUUGGGCGUGUGCGAGGGGGCAAUUCUCCAAGCCUUCUGUUCUUAGACUGCGAGGGCUUUGGAAGCACAGAAUCCGACAAGACACGAGAUGCCAAGCUCAUGUCUCUUUGCAUGCAAUUAUCUUCUGUAUUCUUGCUCAACACCAAGGGUGUCCUGAGCGAGAGUCUAUUUGGUGCGCUGUCCCUCGUGUGCAAUAUGGCGGAGCAUUUCGAGGAACAAGAAACGAGCAAGCCGGCGCUCCUGUGGGUGUUGCGCGACUUCCUUCUCGAGCUGAUGGAUGACGGCAAGCGGCUGACACCGGAUGAGUACUUGGAGUCGACCCUGCACAAGAAGCCUCCCGACGGGGUGGACCCAAAGCGAUCAGAAGCUGCCCGAGAGGUGCGAGAGAAUCUGCUGAGGUUCUUUCCGCAUCGUCAGUGUGCCACGCUUUGUCAGCCGGCCAUCGACGAGCAACAGCUCCGGGAGCUGCCAGAGGUGCCCUUCGAAAAGCUGCGAAAGGAGUUUAGAAACGCUUUUCAAGAGCUUCAGACACGACUUUUUCGCUUGACAGACUCUCCGAAGACUAUUGGAGGCCAACCUAUUUGCGUGUCUCAGUGGACAGAGAUGUUACGCAAGCUAGUGUGCUGCUUGAAUGAGGGCCAAGCCAUGCGAGUUGACGAUUCCUGGGCGCAGGUGGAGCACAAUAGCUGUGGCGAUCUCGUGUCUGAGUUGCGCGAACGAGCUUCUAGCGAGCUUCAGAAGGUACGGCAGGGCGGCCCAUUUCCCAUCCCUGGGGGUCGGCCAUUGCCCGUCUCAGACACAGUCCUGGUGUCCAGUCUCAAAGAAUGCCGAAGGGCCAUCCGCGAGGAGUUCCGUAGCCGUGCGGUGGGUGGGGAGAUGGUCAAAGCUUCCUACUGGAAGGAGCUGAAAGCAGCACUCCAAGAGGACGAGCAAUUUCUUCGGCAUCUCAACGCCGAGUUGGCAGAGGCAUCCUUGCGCCAAGCAGGAGCGGACUGGACCGCUUGGCUUUCUCAAGACGAGGCCUCGGCAGCAGAUCCCCAGCCAGAAUCUUUGCUGAAGGCCUUCGGUUCGGACCUUCCGGCACAGCCUCUGGCGCGUGCUGCCUGGGAUGCCGUCAGUUCUGCCCGUAUGGCAAGGUUGAAAGCCGAUGGUAUGCUCGAAGCUUCCAAGGCUCAACUCAAGCUUGUCACAGAAGAGUUGGAGAGCAAGGCAAUGCUGGCUGCAGCUGCAUCGAAGCAGGCCAUGCUGGCUGCUGAAAAAUCGAAGCUAGCCGAAGGAGAGCAGCUGGAGAAGAAUCGCGCAAUGGGCCAACUGCAAAGCCAGGUGGAGGCUCUUCAACAGCAGGUCCGAGACUUCAUCGAGCGUGAAAGAACUCUCAAAGGGGACUUUAUCGAGCGUGAGAGGGCUCUCAAGGAGCAGGUUCUACAGGCAGAGCAGUCCCUGCGGAAAGAGCAGCAUGAGAGGAGUGAGGUCGGCCGUGAAUCAGAGCAACGAAUUCAAGAGCUGCAAUCACAAGUAGCUGAACUUCGGUCCGAAGUUCUACAGUUGCAGGAGUGGAGGCAUGAGACCUCCGCAUCUCCAAGGGAUACUACCCGGCCGAAAUGCACCUGUAGCAUCAUGUAA
Messenger RNA from Symbiodinium necroappetens, 2505 nucleotides. The record is from the annotation of a GenBank genome assembly. NCBI's taxonomy places the organism in Eukaryota, Dinophyceae, Suessiales, Symbiodiniaceae.